Messenger RNA from Knipowitschia caucasica, 1416 nucleotides. The record is from the annotation of a GenBank genome assembly. NCBI's taxonomy places the organism in Eukaryota, Metazoa, Chordata, Actinopteri, Gobiiformes, Gobiidae.
AUGAUUAGGGAAAUGCACAGAUCCGUGCAGUUUGCUUUAUUAUCAGCAAUGUUUAACAUGGGCGGCGCACGUGUGCUGGCGCUGACGGUCGCCACAUUAUCGAUACUGCUGCUGUCCCCCACGGCUCACAGCCAUUCCCACGGAGACCAUCACCACGGACACGGCCAUCAUCACCAUGGACACGAUCACCAUGGCCAUCAUCACCACGGACACUCUCACGACGAUGAAGAGCCUCAGGCGAAGAUGUUCCACGGAGCAAGCAAGUGGAGCGCGGAGGCGAAUGUGGCCACAGAGCAGGAGCACGGGCACCAUCAUGGACAUCACCAUGGAGAGGGUCACCACGGACACGCCCACGAUCACCAUGGACACGCUCACGAUCACCACGGACACGCAGAUGAGAACAUUGUCCGAGUGCACAAAGAAGAGGGCAGACACGGGGAGAAGCUGCAGGCUGAAGGACAUAAGAGGGACACAGUGGAGCUCUGGACUCAGGCAGUGGGCGCCACUCUGCUGAUCAGUGCAGCGCCUUUCCUGAUCUUGUUUCUGAUCCCGGUUCAGUCCAACAGCGACCAGCACCAGAACCUGCUCAAGGUCCUCCUCAGCUUUGCUUCCGGGGGGCUCCUGGGAGAUGCCUUCCUCCACCUCAUCCCUCACGCUCUGGAGCCACACUCGCAUCAUGGAGAAGAUCACGGACACUCGCAUGAAAGUGAAGACCACGGCCAUUCUCAUGGAGCUGCUCACGGUCACAUGAUGUCUGUUGGUUUGUGGGUUCUUGGUGGGAUCAUCGCUUUCCUGGUCGUGGAGAAGUUUGUUCGUCUGAUAAAGGGAGGACACGGUCAUGGACAUUCUCACAGCCACACACAUGCUGCUCCAAAAGAAAAAGACAGUGAUGGUGAGGAGGAAAAAAAGAAGGAUUCCGGUGACAAGAAGCAGGACGUGAAGCAGGAGGAGAAGAAAAGUACAGAUAUCAAAGUGUCUGGUUACCUGAACCUGGCCGCAGACUUCACACAUAACUUCACAGACGGCUUGGCCAUCGGGGCGUCGUUCCUGGUCAGUCCAGCAGUGGGUGCCGUCACCACAGUCACCAUCCUUCUUCAUGAAGUGCCGCACGAGAUUGGAGACUUUGCCAUUCUGGUCCAGUCAGGAUGCACCAAGAAAAAGGCCAUGUGUCUGCAGCUGCUGACGGCCCUGGGCGCUCUGGCUGGGACCGCCUGCUCUCUUCUGGCAGAGGGCGUGGGAGCCACCGCCACCGCCUGGAUCCUGCCGUUCACCGCAGGGGGCUUCGUCUACAUCGCCACGGUAACAGUGCUUCCGGAGCUGCUGGUGGGGCGGGCGAGUUUUGGCCAAUCGCUGAUGGAGAUUCUGGCUCUGCUGUUCGGAGUGGGCAUGAUGGUCCUGAUCGCAGAGUACGAAUGA